AUUAACGUAAAACAACUCCCGAAUCCGUCUACAUCGCCAACUUCAGAGCAACAAACACUCCCUAACCAAAAGCUCAACCUCCGGUCAAUCCAUUAAAAAUUAACUGUCCAAAUAUACGAAAACCGCAGAAAUCCUCCUCUCCCCUUCGCAAUGCCAAUCCGCAAGGUCAAAGCCAGGCAGAUAUUCGACUCGCUGGGUCAGCCGACGGUCGAGGUCGACUUAAUAACGGAUAUUGGUUUGCUGCGCAGCUCCGUGCCGUGCAGUUCGCUUUUUCCCGGUGACAACGAGGCUAAAGAAAUUCGGGACGACGACGAGGCGGCUUACAAUGGUCGAUCGGUUCUUAAAGUCGUGGAAAGCAUCAACAACGUCAUAGCUCCGGAAAUUCUGAAGUCUAAGCUCGAGGUGAACCAGCAGCGCGAGAUCGAUCUCCUGAUGCAGAGCCUCGAUGGAACGCCGGACAAGUCUAAGCUCGGCGCGAACGCGAUGCUCGGCGUCUCGGUUGCCUGCUGCAAGGCCGCAGCCGCUAAAAGAGGCUUGCCACUUUACAGGUACAUAGCGAUCCUCAGCGACAGCGGAGCGAACGUUCGCCGACUGCCCGUUCCAGUUUUCAGCCUCAUGAGCGGAGGACGCGCAGCGGGAAACGGCCUCGUCUAUCAGGAAUUUCUCAUUCUGCCAACUGGCGCGGAAACGUUCGCCGAAGCGAUGCGAAUGGGCACGGAAAUCUACCGCGACCUCGAGCGCAAGCUCGCCGAGCUGCAAGAACUUAAGCCGCCCCUAACAGUAGCAGACGACGGCGCCUUCGCACCGGGGCUCGAGGACGACAACGAGGCUCUGACGACCCUCGACGAGGCCAUCAAGAGCGCCGGCUAUGAUGGAAAGGUCAAGAUCGCCCUGGACGUCGAUGCCAGUGCUUUCUUUCGCGAGGGCAUGUACGAUCUCGAGUUCAAAACCGACGAAUCUGACCCGGAAAACUACCUAGAGCCGGAAGCUCUGAGAGAACAGUACACCGAUCUUUUCACCGAAUUUCCUGCUAUCGUCUCGGUGGAAGAUCCCUUUGAUCAAGAUGAUUGGGACAGCUGGUCGGCUCUGGUCAGUCAAGCGCCGACUGUGCAGGUAGUCGCCUCGUUGCUGACGGCAACGAAUCCCGAGCGCAUCGAGGAAGCCAAGGAGAAACAAGCGGCAAAUUGUCUGUCGAUCAAAUUGGGACAGAUUGGGACGGUCACCGAAGCGAUCGAGUGUGUCAAGGCGGCCAGAGCCGCCGGUUGGAGCUAUCUUGUCAGCGCAGGUCACGGUGAAACCGAAGACACUUUUAUCGCGGAUUUUGCGGUCGGCGUUUCGGCGGGUCAAUUCAAAGCCGGGGCGCCCUGUCGUGGCGAGCGGCUCGCCAAGUACAAUCAGAUUCUGAGAAUCGAGGAGGAACUCGGCCAGGAAGCCAGAUACGCCGGAGAGAAGUUCCGGGAGCCGAUCGAUGAUUGAAGAGCUAGGUAUAACCCGAUCCGCCUCUCUAUUUCGUUCGCGAAUACGAAACACUGAACUCACCGUCGCCCGUGCAGUAGAAUCCGUGAAACCUGUCGAAGUACGUGCUCUGGAAUCGCUCGUGGUUGCCGUAGAGCGUGCGCAUCAUGCCGGGCCAGGGCCUGCGGAACACGAGAUAUCCCUCGCCUUCGCCCUCGAUCACGUGGCCGUCCUCGUCCAGCAGCUCGGGUUGUACGCCGAAGAACGGAAAGCUCUGCGAAACAACACCGGAGAGGCUAUAAUUACCUGUGAUGAAAAGCUAACUCACGGCUGAGCCAGGCUUCAUGGGCGUCGCGCCGGGCAGCGGUGUGAUGACGUGACCGCCGGUCUCGGUCUGCCAGAACGUGUCGGCUAUGCUGCACUUACCGUGACCCACGAGGUUGUAGAACCAGAGCCAAGCUUCCGAGUUGAUCGGCUCGCCCACCGAGCCGAGAACCUAGAGGAGAGGAGAAAAAAAAUUGUGCAAUGGCAAAAUUUUACGAGACAAAAAAAAAGUAAAACACAACUUGCGAAAUGAGUA
This is a messenger RNA of Nasonia vitripennis (jewel wasp), 2035 nucleotides long. Its product is annotated as enolase-like. Gene Ontology annotation, cellular component: phosphopyruvate hydratase complex. The record is from RefSeq and is a predicted model, not a curated record. NCBI's taxonomy places the organism in Eukaryota, Metazoa, Arthropoda, Insecta, Hymenoptera, Pteromalidae. Bases 151 to 1476 code for a protein of 441 amino acids. The transcript is spliced from 7 exons. Gene Ontology annotation, molecular function: magnesium ion binding; phosphopyruvate hydratase activity. Gene Ontology annotation, biological process: glycolytic process.